CUAUUUAGUCAGAGUGGCUGGAUAAAAUAUCGAAGAGCAAAUCUUGUCCAAGGCAGUAAAGUCAAAAAAUGCCUUAAAUGUCAAAAUCGUAGUACAGUUUUCAAAGAAAAUUAAUAAACAUAGGUAAAAAUCAAGUCUCACAGGGCACAAAAGCUACUUCAGAGAAGACAUUGAGGCGAGAAUCCGAAAGCCAUAACAAUGGCAAAACAAGAAACAACAAAUGGGAAAGUUCGUAAUGCAUCUCUUCAUCUGGAGAAGCUGUUGAUCGGAGGAAAAUAUCGGCUGGUAAAGCCCAUUGGGUCCGGGUCCUUCGGCGAUAUAUAUCUCGGAGUGAGCAUCACGGAUGGAUCCGAGGUGGCCAUCAAGGUGGAGAAGAACGAUGCCAAGUAUCCGCAGCUUAUAUACGAGGCGAAAGUGUACGAACAGCUGGCCCGCUGUCCAGGAUUCCCGACUCUACUUCAUUAUGGAUGCGAGAAGAACUAUAAUGCCAUGGUUAUGGACCUAUUAGGUCCUUCCCUGGAGGAACUUUUUAACCUCUGCAAGCGCCGAUUCUCCCUGAAGACCGUACUCAUGUUGACAGACCAGCUUCUAAUGCGAAUAGAGUGUGUCCACGAACGUGGGUUCAUCCAUCGUGACAUUAAACCAGAUAACUUCCUAAUGGGUCUGGAGCGUCAAUGCAACAAGCUGUAUCUCAUCGAUUUUGGCCUGUCCAAGAGAUACAAGGACAUCGAGUCGGGGAUUCAUAUACCAUACCGCACGGAUCGGAAUCUAACUGGUACUGUUCGCUAUGCCUCUAUAAAUGCCCAGAUAGGCGUCGAGCAAUCCCGUCGGGAUGACAUGGAGUCCAUGUCCUAUUGUUUGAUGUACUUCAAUCUGGGCAAGUUACCCUGGCAGGGUAUUACGGCCGCCAACAAGAAGCAAAAGUACGAGAAGAUAUUGGAGAAAAAGACAAGCGUCACGAUCCCUCAGCUCUGCAAAGGAUUUCCCUCCGAGUUUUGCCUGCUUAUGACCUAUGUCAGGAAUCUUGGUUUCAAGGAGCCGCCGGAUCACACUUAUCUUCGCCAGAUAUUCCGCAUACUUUUCCGCUCCAUGAAUCAUCAUUACGACUAUAUAUACGACUGGACUACCUUGCAGCAGCAAAAGGAUCAAAUCUGUCGCAGAGAACAGGUUCAGGAACCGGAACGAGGUUAUGAACCUCAGCGGGAAAAGGAGCGAAAAAAGGAUUUGGAGCUGAAUCGACUGCACAAGGCUACCACCCAACAGGCACAUUGCUCUAAUGGACAUCUAACAAACCGAUAUGAUCGCAUUGGCGGUGGAGGCAUUAGCAAGCGAAAAUAACAUAUAACAAAAUUAUUUCUAUUUUAAAAUUUACUACUUCAUGUUGGAGUGGUUUUAUUUCGCAAAUAAAUCUUUUAAA
This is a messenger RNA of Drosophila sechellia, 1417 nucleotides long. RefSeq names its product casein kinase I. Lineage: Eukaryota; Metazoa; Arthropoda; Insecta; Diptera; Drosophilidae. The coding region runs from base 199 to 1338 and encodes 379 amino acids. The record is from RefSeq and is a predicted model, not a curated record. Gene Ontology annotation, biological process: protein phosphorylation. Gene Ontology annotation, molecular function: protein kinase activity; ATP binding. The transcript has a single exon.